Messenger RNA from Quercus lobata, 426 nucleotides. Its product is annotated as N66 matrix protein-like. NCBI's taxonomy places the organism in Eukaryota, Viridiplantae, Streptophyta, Magnoliopsida, Fagales, Fagaceae. The record is from RefSeq and is a predicted model, not a curated record. Bases 1 to 426 code for a protein of 141 amino acids. The transcript has a single exon.
AUGGUUGGCAAUGUGGGUUUUGGGAGUGUUGGCAAAGAAGGCAAAGGCGGAAGUGUUAGCAAUGAGGGCAAAGGUGGCAGUACCGGCUUUGGCAAUGAGGGCAAGGUUGGCAAUGUGGGAAUGACUGGUAAUGUGGAUUUUGGAAGAGUUGGGAUAGUGGGAAGAGGUGAAAUUGUGGGCUGUGGGAAUGUUGGCAAUGAAGGUAAAGGCAGCAGUGUUGGCUUUGGCAACAUUGGAAAUGAGGGCAAAGGCGGCAGUGUUGGCUUUGGCAAUGAAGGCAAAGGUGGCAAUGUUAGUUUAGGCAAAGUGGGAAUGGAUGGAAUUGUGGUAUGUGGGAAUGUUGACAAUAAAGGCAAAGGUGGAAGUGUUGGAAACAAGGGCAAAUGUGGCAAUGUCAGCUUAGGCAAGGUUGGCAAAGAGGGUUGA